CAAAGCCCCGCUUCUCACCCGUCUCUACUUGUAGAACGGCAAAACCCUAGAAUUCACUUCUCUUCCACCGCGCGCUCCUUUCAAUCUACUCCAGAGUUCCCUUCGUUCUUGAAAUCCCUCCUGCAUUUCCUCUUGUUUUUCGGAUUUAUUUUCUAUUUUUCUUGUGUUUUUGGUAGUAGUAAAGGUUUGGUUUAAUCUCUGUUGCGAUAUGUCAGACGAUGAGGUGCAGGAGAAGGAGUUGGAUCUCACCUCUCCUGAUGUUGUCACCAAGUACAAAACGGCCGCCGAGAUCCUCAACAAGGCUCUGCAGUUGGUGGUGUCAGAGUGCAAGGCCAAGGUGAAGGUAGUGGAUAUCUGUGAAAAAGGAGACGCCUUUAUUCGAGAGCAAACUGGAAAUGUGUACAAGAAUGUGAAGAAGAAGAUUGAGAGAGGAGUGGCUUUCCCCACUUGUGUCUCUGUGAACAAUACGGUUUGCCAUUUCUCGCCCCUUGCCAGCGAUGAGACUGUGUUGGAAGAGAAUGACAUUGUGAAAAUUGAUAUGGGGUGCCAUAUAGAUGGCUUUAUUGCUGUUGUGGCACAUACUUAUGUUAUUCAGGAUGGACCGUUGACCGGGAGGGCCGCAGAUGUGCUUGCAGCUGCUAGCACUGCUGCAGAUGUGGCAUUGAGGCUUGUACGGCCUGGGAAAAAGAACAAGGAUGUUACAGAGGCUAUUCAAAAGGUAGCUGCUGCAUAUGAUUGCAAAAUUGUGGAGGGGGUGCUCAGUCAUCAGCUUAAACAAUUUGUGAUUGAUGGAAACAAAGUAAUCCUUAGUGUGACUAGUCCUGAGACCAGAGUUGACGAUGCUGAAUUUGAAGAAAAUGAGGUAUAUGCAGUUGAUAUUGUCACAAGCACAGGUGAUGGCAAGCCGAAAUUAUUGGAUGAGAAGCAGACGACCAUCUAUAAAAGGGCUGUAGACAAGAAUUAUCAUCUAAAGAUGAAAACAUCAAGAUUUAUUUUCAGUGAAAUAAGCCAGAGAUUUCCCAUCAUGCCCUUCACUGCAAGAGCUUUGGAAGAGAAACGGGCAAGGCUUGGCCUGGUGGAAUGUGUGAAUCAUGAUCUCUUGCAACCAUUCCCUGUUCUAUAUGAGAAGCCUGGUGACUUUGUUGCUCAUAUCAAGUUCACGGUUCUGUUGAUGCCGAAUGGGUCCGACAGGAUUACCUCUCACCCACUGCAACCAUUGCAGCCAACGAAAAACAUCGAUGAUGAUCCUGAAAUCAAGGCAUGGUUAGCUUUGGGUACAAAGACAAAAAAGAAGGGUGGAGGAAAGAAGAAAAAAGGCAAGAAGGGUGAUGAUGCAGCUGAAGCUGAGCCUAUGGACAACAACAAUGAUGGUGCAUCUCAGCAAGAUUAGUCAUUUAAAAUGCUUUCUAAUCCUCUGAAUUGUUAUCUUCAUGCUUCUUGCUUGUCAGAAAAAUGAGAAAAAGCAGUUGCACAUUUCUCUUAGAUUGUGAUGAAAAUGUGGUCUUCCAAUCCUUCUUGACUCUUUCAAUGAACAGUUUCAAUUGCCAAAUAAAACUAUCUUCUUGUGUAAAUACAUACAUUGCUUUUUAUUUAUCAA
This is a messenger RNA of Dioscorea cayenensis subsp. rotundata (Guinea yam), 1597 nucleotides long. Its product is annotated as ERBB-3 BINDING PROTEIN 1. The record is from RefSeq and is a predicted model, not a curated record. The transcript has 9 exons. Bases 209 to 1390 code for a protein of 393 amino acids. Lineage: Eukaryota; Viridiplantae; Streptophyta; Magnoliopsida; Dioscoreales; Dioscoreaceae.